This is a messenger RNA of Notodromas monacha, 1484 nucleotides long. The record is from the annotation of a GenBank genome assembly. Lineage: Eukaryota; Metazoa; Arthropoda; Ostracoda; Podocopida; Cyprididae.
CAUUUACGUUUCAUCAUUCUAAAAAUCCAGGAGCUAACAUUCUAGUGCAGUUCGAGUGAUCGCGAAGUGACACAUUUUCAAUGGCGGACGAAGCCAGUCUACAGAUCAACAUUGCUGACCCAGACGGUCCGGCUUCUGAACCUGGACCGUCAGAACCCCGUGAAUCCCUACGAUCAGGAACGAAGAAGAACAGGAAGACGACGGAAAAUGAAGAAUCUCCAGAGAAGAAGAAAUCCGUUUUUCUCCCGGGGAAAGCUAUGAAAGACGGAGAAGUUUUGGUUUGUGACAAAUCCGUAUAUUAUCUCUUCGAAGAACUACAAGCAGGAUCUCCCUGCCUAAGCUUCGAUAUAGUGAGAGAUUCUAUGGGAGAAAAGCGAGUAACAUAUCCUAUGUCGGCAUGUAUCGUUGCGGGAACUCAAGCUGAUCAUCAGCACGAUAAUAACCUCCUGUUGCUGAAGCUGGGAAACAUGCAUCAAACUGAGGAAUCCCUUAAAAAGCGCGACGACGAAACGGAGGAUUCGGAAGAGAGUUCUGAUGAAUCCUCCGAUGAAGAAGUGGAAGAAUCGACACUCUCUGCGAUAUCUGUGAAGCACAAGGGAUGUGUUAAUCGGGUUCGAGCAACGUGUGUUGGGGCAAGAACUUUAGUCGCUUCCUGGUCAGAAGUUGGUUCUGUCUUCAUUUGGGAUGUUUCAUCCCUGCAAGCGAAACUAUGUGGCCAUUCUGAAUCAGAGGAGUUGCAGGAACGUGCAGAUGGAUUUUCGCCUGUGUUUUCAUUUUCCGGUCAUCUAUCGGAAGGAUUUGCUGUAGACUGGUCGCCAACAGUUCCCGGAAACCUAUUGACAGGCGAUUGUAGGAACAAAAUCCACCUGUGGAAACCAAGCAAUGAGGCAAACACCUGGAAUGUAGAUCAGCGUCCAUUCUCAGCUCACACUGGUUCGGUAGAAGAUAUUCAAUGGUCCCCGUCAGAAGCAUCUGUCUUCGCGUCGUGUUCUGUUGAUAAAAGUGUGCGAGUGUGGGAUGUGCGAGCGCAGCCACACAAGGCCUGCAUGAUAACAGUUUCAGAAGCCCAUACUUCAGACGCCAACGUUAUCAGCUGGAAUCGCGUAGAUCCUUUUAUUGUGUCUGGCGGAGACGACGGUGUUUUGAACGUAUGGGAUUUAAGAGAGAUUUCUUCAAAUGCUCCUACACCGAUAGCGUCUUUCAAGCACCACUCAGCCCCGAUUACCACGGUCGAGUGGAACUGCAAUGAUCCCUCCGUAUUCGCGUCUGGUGGUGAAGACGAUCAGAUCGCUUUGUGGGAUAUUGCGUGCGAGAAAGACGAUGCUGAUGGUGAUGUUGUGAUGGACGAAGUUCCUCCCCAGUUGUUGUUCAUUCAUCAAGGACAAGAGAAGAUCAAGGAGCUGCAUUGGCAUCCGCAAAUCCCCGGCUUAGUGAUUUCUACCGCGUUAUCGGGGUUCAACCUUUUCAAAUCUAUCAGUGUUUGA